Messenger RNA from Morone saxatilis (striped sea-bass), 1475 nucleotides. RefSeq names its product divergent protein kinase domain 1A-like. The transcript is spliced from 5 exons. The coding region runs from base 1 to 1287 and encodes 428 amino acids. The record is from RefSeq and is a predicted model, not a curated record. Lineage: Eukaryota; Metazoa; Chordata; Actinopteri; Moronidae.
AUGGCAAGAGAUCUGUUUCCAUGGGGGCUCUUCAGAAAGCCUCUGUACAUUCAGGCCAGAUUUUCCUACCUACGUAUGAAGUACCUGUUCUUCUCCUGGCUGGCAGUGUUCGUGGGAAGCUGGAUAGUGUACGUAGAGUACUCUUCCUACACAGAGCUGUGUCGUGGGCACGACUGCAAAAAUUCAAUAUGUGACAAAUACAGAAAAGGAGUCAUUGACGGCUCAGCCUGCAGCAGCCUGUGUGAGAAAGACACGCUUUACCUGGGGAAGUGUUUCACUGCCAAGCCCAAGAGCCAGGUGUACUCAGGGAGCUGGGGCGACCUGGAGGGAGUCAUUAAGUGCCAGAUGGAAGAGGCGCCUCAUUAUGAUUUGGGAAGUGAGAUGGAGCCAAGGAAGGAGGCUGCGGCCUUCAACAAGCCCACCAAGGGGACCUCUGUGGAGAAGUUCAGAGAGAUGAUCCUCAACCACCUAAAGGCUAAAGUGGGGGAUCAGGCCAACCUCGCAGACCUGGCAACCCAGGUAUUAUCCAUAACAGAUGCCAAUAAGGAUGGACACAUCUCACUGCCUGAGGCUCGCUCCACGUGGGCUCUGCUGCAGCUCAAUGAAUUCCUCUUAGCUUUAGUUCUGCAAGACAGAGAGCACACGCCCAAGUUACUGGGCUUCUGUGGAGACCUGUAUGUGAUGGAGAAGGUGCCAUAUUCUCCGCUGUACGGGAUCAGCCUACCCUGGAUCAUAGAGGUGUGGAUUCCUGCCGGUCUGCGUCGCAGCAUGGACCAGUGGUUCACCCCCUCCUGGCCACACAAGGCCAAGAUCUCAAUCGGACUGCUGGAACUGGUGGAGGACGUUUUCCACGGCACUUUCGGCAGCUUCCUCAUGUGUGACGUGAGCGCUACCAGUUUCGGCUACAACGAUCGCCAUGACCUGAAGGUGAUGGAUGCACGGUACAUUGUUCCUGAAGCAGUCUUCCAAGAAGGCAUUAGGCAGCAGCGCUGCGAUGUGGACGAGGAUUGUCUCUACGGGGCAGACUGCCUCACUUCCUGUGACCUCACAAAGCACCGCUGCACACCCGAGGUCGCCAGGCCAAACUUAGCCAAAGCCUGUGAAGCACUCAAGGACUAUAUUCUCAGAGGUGCUCCAUCUGACAUGAGAGAGGAGCUUGAGAAGCAGCUGUACGCUUGCAUCGCACUGAAAGGGUCAGCAGAACAGAUGGAAAUUGAGCACUCACUAAUUCUGAAUAAUCUCAAGACUUUGCUAUGGAAGAAAAUAUCUCAUACUAAAGACUCCUAAUGAAUAAACAAACAGGCACAGAGACCGAUUCCUGUCCCAUAAAGUUUUUAAAUAUCACUGACUGUUUUCACUGUGGAAACAAGUAUACGAUUCCCCUUAUAUUCACCUGUACAUGUAUUACUGAUGUAUUUUAUCUUUAAGCAGUUGUCAAGGAAUGUCACUUUCAUAUUAAAUUAUGUAAUACGUAA